Macaca mulatta (Rhesus monkey) is the source of this 3577-nucleotide messenger RNA. RefSeq names its product zinc finger protein 214 (gene ZNF214). The record is from RefSeq and is a predicted model, not a curated record. Gene Ontology annotation, biological process: regulation of DNA-templated transcription. Lineage: Eukaryota; Metazoa; Chordata; Mammalia; Primates; Cercopithecidae. Gene Ontology annotation, molecular function: DNA-binding transcription factor activity, RNA polymerase II-specific; RNA polymerase II cis-regulatory region sequence-specific DNA binding.
ACGGAAACACUGCAAGUGUCUACUCCAAGACCUAGGACUUCCGUUUCGGUCCAGCAGGGCUGCGGCCAUUGUUUGUGUGGACUGAGUGUUUUGGCCAUAACGGUCCACUCUCACAGGCUCCGUUAAGUGACGUGAACUCUUGGGAGGACUGAGCCAGAAGCGAACAGGGCAAGACGAGCUGUGUUUGAAGGAAGAGGGGCAGAAAAUCGAGGGUCAGGGACUGAGAAGCGACUCCGGUUUAGAAACACCGGAGACACCGGUGUAGGAACCUACCUGUGAUCAGCAAGGAAGGACUGGGUUGGCAAAGGCUCAUGCCCCCAUUUUACAGCUCAGCCAUCUCAGCACUACCCUUCCCGAGAAGAGGGACACAAAGGAGGAAGGAAUGUACACUGUUUUCCUCAUAGUCUGAUCCCAGAAAGCCUGAUCUUUGACCAGAUGGCAGUAACAUUUGAAGAUGUCACUAUUGUUUUUACUUGGGAGGAGUGGAAAUUCCUGGAUUCUUCUCAAAAAAGGCUCUACAGGGAGGUCAUGUGGGAGAACUACACAAAUGUCAUGUCAGUAGAAAACUGGAAUAAGAGCUACAAAUCCCAAGAAGAAAAAUUCAGAUACUUAGAAUAUGAAAAUUUUUCCUGCUGGCAAGGCUGGUGGAAUGCUGGUGCUCAGAUGUGUGCGAAUCAGAACUAUGGGGAAACUGUUCAAGGGAAAGAUUCCAAAGACUUAACACAGCAAGAUCGCUCCCAGUGUCAGAAAUGGUUAAUACUUUCCACACAAGUACCAGGGUGUGGGAACUAUGAACUGACUUUUGAAAGCAAAAAUCGCAGGAACUUAAAAUAUAAAAAUUUUAUACCUUGGCAGUCCUUAGAAACAAAAACCACCCAAGACUAUGGUAGAGAAAUCUACAUGAGUGGUUCACAUGGUUUUCAAGGGGGCAGAUACCAUCUUGGCAUAUCCAGGAAAAACCUCUCCAUGGAAAAAGAACAGAAGCUCAUAGUUCAGCGUUCUUAUAUCCCAGUGGAGGAAGCCCUUCCACAGUAUGUUGGGGUGAUAUGUCAGAAAGACCUACUGAAAGAUUCAAUGGAAGAAAACUACUGUGGAUGUAAUAAGUGUAAAGAAAUUUAUUGUUGGAACUCACGGUGUAUUUUCCACAAGAGAAAUCAACCUGGAGAAAACCUCUGUCAAUGUUCUAUCCAUAAAGCAUGCUUCUCUCAGAGAUCAGCCUUGUGUAGACAUCCAAGAAUCCACAUAGGUAAGAAGCUGUAUGGAUGUGAUAAAGUUGACAGUAACUUUCAUCAGAGCUCAGGAGUUCACUUUCAUCAGAGAGUUCACAUAGGGGAGGUACCUUACAGCUGUAAUGCAUGUGGUAAGAGCUUCAGCCGAAUCUCUAGUCUUCACAAUCAUCAAAGAGUUCACACAGAAGAGAAAUUCUAUAAAAUUGAGUGUGAUAAAGACCUCAGUAGGAAUUCAUUACUUCACAUUCACCAGAGACUUCACAUAGGAGAGAAGCCUUUUAAGUGCAAUCAGUGUGGUAAGAGUUUUAAUCGGAGUUCAGUACUUCAUGUUCAUCAGAGAGUCCACACAGGAGAAAAACCAUAUAAGUGUAAUGAGUGUGGUAAGGGCUUCAGCCAGAGCUCAAAUCUUCGAAUUCAUCAGUUAGUACACACAGGAGAGAAGUCUUAUAAAUGUGAAGACUGUGGUAAGGGCUUUACCCAACGCUCAAAUCUUCAAAUUCAUCAGAGAGUGCAUACAGGAGAGAAACCUUAUAAAUGUGAUGACUGUGGGAAGGACUUUAGUCACAGCUCAGAUCUUCGCAUUCAUCAGAGAGUCCAUACAGGGGAGAAACCCUAUACUUGUCCUGAAUGUGGGAAGAGCUUCAGUAAGAGUUCAAAGCUUCACACUCAUCAAAGAGUACAUACUGGAGAGAAACCCUACAAAUGUGAAGAGUGUGGCAAGGGAUUCAGUCAGCGUUCACAUCUUCUCAUUCAUCAGAGAGUCCAUACAGGAGAAAAGCCCUAUAAAUGUGAUGAUUGUGGAAAGGGUUUUAGUCACAGUUCUAAUCUUCACAUUCAUCAGAGGGUCCAUACAGGAGAGAAACCUUAUCAAUGUGCUAAGUGUGGUAAAGGUUUCAGUCAUAGCUCAGCUCUUCGAAUUCAUCAAAGAGUCCACGCAGGAGAGAAACCUUAUAAAUGCCAUGAAUAUUAUAAGGGAUUUGAUCAUAAUUCACAUCUUCACAAUAAUCAUAGAAGAGGAAACUUAUAAAUAUUGUUCAUUUAGUUAACAGCUUCAAUCAAAGUUUACCUAACCUUUAAACCCUAAAAUGCUGCUGAUAAGGAAAUCUUAUAAAUAACACAAGUAAUCCCAAGCAACAUUUACAGUUUCCCCAUCUCCCACUAAGAAUUAUUUGCUUCAAAAGGAGAUCUUUAGAAAAAUCCCUAUAUAUUUAAAAUUAUUGUGUAUUUUUCUUUACCUACUAUAAAUAUAAUACAGUCAUAAAAUAUAUUAAACAUUUAAGGAGAAAACUCUUCAUUCUAUUUCAUUCUAGUCUUUUUUUCUGUGCAUUUUAGUGUGCGUGAAAUUAUAUUGUGUGUUCAACUUUGUAUUUUCACUGACUUCAAAACACUUAAAUUUUGGUUUGAAUUGAAACUGGCUGGCCAUCUGUUAAACAACAUCUCUUAUCUCCCCUAAAAAGUCCCUAGGAAGUAACAGAAAAGAUGGAAACACGCAGAACUUAAAACUCAGUUUUGGCCAGUAGAAUUCAGUUGUUUAUGGACACAAGCCACCUAAUAAAAGAUAGGAAAGCAUUGUAUGACCUUGUGUCUGAGACAGUGUUCUCUGAGUUGUUAUCUCUGUCAACCAGAAAACCCAGGGACUGUCCUUCUGUUGCAGGGGUGUUUCACUUUGAGGUAACCACAGUGCACUCUUAUCCCUUCCGUUUCCUGGUUUUCCACGCUUAAUAAUAGGUUCAGAUACCAAAUAACAAGAAGUACAGAAUUUUCUCUAAGUAAGGUGUGAAGGGUAUGGACAAAAGUGCUAGAAAUGGAAGAUACUCUAUUGGUUCGGAAUUGGAGAUCCAAGCAGUAGAAUUUUAUUUAAUCUCAGUAGAACGGAGUGGUAAUAGAGAAAUAUCUGCAAGGACAGCAUUGAACUCAGAACUCUGUGCAACGAUGAACCCUGAAGCUAAUUAUGUAAGAAGAGGGUUUGGCCAUUAUGUCAGAAUAGUUAAAGUUAAUAGGAAUACACAGUCCUAAUUAUUGAUAUACAAAUAAGUAAUACCAAGAGAAAAAAAAAGUGGGCAUGUUUAGGAAAAUUGGAAUUGCAAUACUGAAGAAAAGAAUAUCAUCCUAAAGACUUGGAAAUGUAUUGCCCUGAAAAUUAGCUGCUGCAGGCUUCAGAGGAAAUUUCCAAAAAUGUUGGUGUCCCUCAGUGGCAUAACAGAGAACCUGAACUCAAUAAAACUAGAGUAGAAAAACACAAGUAGAGAAGAGUCUCUAAAGUAAAAAGAGAAAUAGGUACAACAAAGAAGGACUUCACGGAGCUCUGAAAUGCUGUAUCAAAAUAAAUGCAAUAAAAAGUAAAAUUA